AUGGACAGCCGGCCCCGCAGCCCAAGCCCUUGCCCAGCGCCCUGGGGGGUGCUUCAAACCGGAGGACCCCGCCCGGCCAAGCGCCUCCGAUGGGAGGAGCCCGAGGUCCAGCCUGGGCAGUCAGGGACCGCGGGCGACCUCACCUCCGUGGUGGUCCUGGCCGCGGGCUGUGCCCUGCAGGUGCCCCUGCGCGACGCCGACCUGGUGCUGGAGCCCGCGCCCGCGUCCGUCCUGCGGGUGUCUCUCGGGAACCACACCCUCAUCCUGGUCCAUGAGGCCCUCCUGGACCCGGUCGUCGAAGACUCGAGAGGGGAGAGCGACUCGUCUGUCAGCCUGGAACUGGGCUCUUUCCUGACCGUUCUCGGGGACGACAUCGCCGUCGAACAGGGAUCCUUCUGCACAUCCACCUCGGAGACCGCCGCCCACGCAGAGGAGGACGCGAACCUCGAGUUCCUGCAGCUCUGGAACGACUCUCAGGCCAUCUUAGUCGCUGGGCUCCGCCCCUCCGCUAGAGGAGUCCCCGGUCCCUCCCCACGGGGCCCCAUCCCAGAACCCUCUCCUUGGGUCCCCAGCCUGGACUCCCACCUUCUGGGAGCCUUCCCCAGCUCACCACUCCAACCUUUGCCCCCCUCUCCGAGUCCAAGCCCCCAUGAGCGCCCCCAGCGCUCUCCCCGCCCUCCGUGCAGGGCUCGGAGACGCUUGUUCUAG
Messenger RNA from Loxodonta africana (African savanna elephant), 708 nucleotides. RefSeq names its product proline-rich protein 23A-like. The record is from RefSeq and is a predicted model, not a curated record. Lineage: Eukaryota; Metazoa; Chordata; Mammalia; Proboscidea; Elephantidae. The coding region runs from base 1 to 708 and encodes 235 amino acids. The transcript has a single exon.